Messenger RNA from Polistes dominula (European paper wasp), 396 nucleotides. RefSeq names its product nucleophosmin-like. NCBI's taxonomy places the organism in Eukaryota, Metazoa, Arthropoda, Insecta, Hymenoptera, Vespidae. The record is from RefSeq and is a predicted model, not a curated record.
AUGGAAUCAAGGGGGACAUCACAAGAAGAUGUAUCUAAUACGACUGUUGCUGCAGCAGAGCCUGACGUCGAUCAGAUGAAGUACCUGGAGCUGAAAGCAAACUUGAAGAGGAUGGGCUUGAGCUCAAAGGGCAGAAAGAAGGAGUUAGCGGAACGCUUACGAGCAGCUAACAAUAAAAAACAAGAUGACGAUGAUGAUGAAGAGGAUUCAGAGGAUGAUGAUACCGAAGACGAGGAAUCUAUCAUCGACGAAAAAGAAACUUCUGCAAGGGCAAUGCAGAUGUUGUCUUUUAAAGACGUUGAAGAGUCUGUCAACAUAUUCAGUGGAGACGGAACAACUAGCGUUAAAUGCUGCUAUACAAGAAAUCUCGGGCAAUCUAGUGUUAAGAGAGUUUGA